This is a messenger RNA of Rhodotorula graminis WP1, 912 nucleotides long. Its product is annotated as carbohydrate esterase family 1 protein. Gene Ontology annotation, cellular component: cytosol. The coding region runs from base 1 to 912 and encodes 303 amino acids. Gene Ontology annotation, molecular function: S-formylglutathione hydrolase activity. The record is from RefSeq and is a predicted model, not a curated record. Gene Ontology annotation, biological process: formaldehyde catabolic process. The transcript is spliced from 9 exons. NCBI's taxonomy places the organism in Eukaryota, Fungi, Basidiomycota, Microbotryomycetes, Sporidiobolales, Sporidiobolaceae.
AUGUCGUCCACUACUGCCCCGGAAAAGCUGUCGACCAACGCCUCGUUCGACGGCGAGCUCGUCAAGUUGUCGGCACCCGCCAACUCGCUCGGCGGACUCAAGACCACCUUCAACGUCUUCCUCCCGAGGCAGGCCCUCGACGGCGACAAGGUCCCCGUCCUGUACUACCUCGCCGGCCUCACCUGCAACGAGGACACGGCUCCGUGGAAGGGCGGCUUCCUGCGCGAUGCCGCCGCCGAGGGCAUCGCCCUCGUCUUCCCCGACACGUCGCCUCGCGGUGCCGACAUCGAUGGCGAGGACAAGGACUGGGACUUUGGCACGGGCGCCGGCUUCUACCUGACGGCGAGCAAGGAGCCGUGGAAGAAGCACUACAACAUGUACGAGUUCAUCACCUCGGAGCUGCCGUCGCUCCUCGCGGCCGCGUCCCUCCCGCUCGACCUGUCGCGCUCGUCCAUUUUUGGUCACUCGAUGGGCGGCCACGGUGCCCUCACCUUGUACCUCAAGUCGCUCCUGUCGACGUCCCCCUCGACCAAGUACCUGUCGGCCUCGGCGUUUGCGCCCAUCGCCAACCCGACCCAGUGCCCGUGGGGCGACAAGGCGUUCAAGGGCUACCUCGCCGGCGGCCUCGACGAGGGCAAGCAGUACGACGCGACCGAGCUCGUCGGGCAACUCAAGGGCAAGGACGGCGUCGACCUCAAGGUGCUCGUCGACGUCGGGACCGGCGACCAGUUCUACCAGCAGAAGCAGCUCCUCCCCGAGAACCUCAUCGCCGCGCGCGACGCCGCCGGCUUUUCGGCCUCGCAGCUCGCCGUCAACCUCCACGAGCGCUACGACCACUCGUACUACUUCAUCUCGACUUUUGCGCCCGCCCACAUCAAGUUCCACGCCGAGGUGCUCAAGGCCGCCAAGUGA